UGCAACGCCCACCUGAGGAGGCCACACACCUGUGAUGCAAUUUUCUUGAGUCACGAUAUUACUUUUGUAGUAAAUAGUUAGUCCUGGAAACAUGAGUAGACUAUAACUUCCAGAAACACACAGCAAAGCAGAAAGACCUCUCAGUGUGCUUUCAGGCUCCUAGCUCUCAUCGCCAUAUUCCUUCCAUGGACUGCAGUGAGCAAGAACGAGGGAAAGAAAUGGACCAGCACAUGUUCAGACUUCAGGACAUGUUGAAGUGGGAACAGGCCAAAAAUUCCCGUCUGCAGCUGAGGUGUAAGCAGCAGGAAGCGGAGCUGAAGCGCAGAGAGCAGCAGAGCAACCGAAUGAAAGAACGACUGACUCACCUAAAUGACCGACAGAAGGACAAAGGACAGCACAUCCAGCUGUUGAACCUUCUACCUGGCGGUCGAGGCAGGAAGGAGCAGCCGAUCAAAGCAAUUAAACAAGAGGAAGCGAUGCUGCUUCUGAUGCUGGAGCGCAGAGAAGCAGAACUACGAGAGGCCAUGAAGCUGCGACACGGCACCACCACCUUGCUGCACGCCAUCCGACUGGACAUGGAGCAAACCUUGUCAAACGUUCAGAAUGCGGAGUAUGAAUUCCUAAAUGAAGACAAAAGGUUAAUUCAAGGCGAGUCAGCACUCGGUGACCAUGUGACGGGAGGUGUGCUUCAAAGUUGGAAACAAGUGCAGAGGAAACUGAGGGAUCUUCUGACUGAAGGACACGCUGGUGUUAGCACCGAUCAGGACAAACUGCUGACUCAGCUGCAUGCAGAACUCAAAGAAAGUCAACAGAUUGUCAAACUACAACAGCAAAUUCUGCAGGACAGUCUUCCAUCGUUGAACCCGCCCGAGCUGACUGAUUCUUACUACUUGGAAGAGUGGGAGCGACUUCAAGCGCGUUGGGCGGAGUUUGAACAUCAGAAGCAGACUUUUGAGAGGGAGAGGCAGUCCUUCACUGACGCCGCCAUACGCUUAAGCCGUGAACGUCUGGACUUUGAGCAUCAGAAGGCGUUGAUACUGAAGCAACAAUAUCUAAGUUGCUGCACGCAGGAAGUAAAUAAACUUCUCAGUUUUGGGGAUGAAAGCCUGUCUUGCUGCAUCCCCAUUUCUCCGUGUUCCAGAGAGCCCAGUCCUGUGACCUGUGAUCCUGCCGCAGGCGACGGUCAUGGAAGAGACAGAUUUUUAACACCCACUACUCCUGAGCUCUAUGCUGUCCUCGGUCUGUCCUAUCAGUGCAGUGCCAAAGAUGAAGAAAGAUGUGACGCAAGGCGAACUUGACCUUUGGACUGCUCGUUUUUAAAACUUUUUUAAUAAAGCUAAUUAAAACAUUUUAUCUUUUUUC
Messenger RNA from Entelurus aequoreus (snake pipefish), 1362 nucleotides. RefSeq names its product afadin- and alpha-actinin-binding protein. The record is from RefSeq and is a predicted model, not a curated record. NCBI's taxonomy places the organism in Eukaryota, Metazoa, Chordata, Actinopteri, Syngnathiformes, Syngnathidae. The coding region runs from base 186 to 1298 and encodes 370 amino acids. The transcript has 12 exons.